Messenger RNA from Branchiostoma floridae (Florida lancelet), 1863 nucleotides. RefSeq lists its product as uncharacterized. Lineage: Eukaryota; Metazoa; Chordata; Leptocardii; Amphioxiformes; Branchiostomatidae. The record is from RefSeq and is a predicted model, not a curated record. The transcript has 4 exons. Bases 135 to 938 code for a protein of 267 amino acids.
GGGAACACGCAUGGGCCCUGAACAUGGGCUGGUUGUUCACGUUGAAUGUUACGCUUUGUUUCGUCCUAUAAAGCAAUAUUUGGUACAGUCUAUUAUAUUACUGUCUAAUAGAGUUAUUCCGUGUUCUCAGAAGCAUGCCAAAAGUGAAGAAAUGUACAAAAACUAAAGCUUUACGCCAACAGACGUGGGUGAGUGUUACUUCCGGGUCUCAGACAAAGUUGCGAAAAUGUAAAAGUAAUGGUAACAUUGCAGACACGAUCGUCAACAAACUGAGAAAGGCUUACAGUAAAGCGGCUGACAGUGCAAAGGCGAUACAGAUGAAGAGGUACAUGCGUGACCAGUUUGAAUUCUACGGUCUGUCGGCCCCAGAAAGAAGAGCCAUAGACAAACAGGUUCUCACUGACUUCAAAUCGCUAGAUGUGAAGAGUCAUCAUCAGCUGCUGCUGUUGCUAUGGCAACAGCCUCAGCGAGAGUUCCAGAUGUGCGGCACAGACCUGGCGACCAGGCACUGGCAGGUCCUGGCUGAAGACGAGGAGAGGUGUAAGGCCUCGCUGGACUGUGUGAAGGAACUCAUCACCACCAAGAGCUGGUGGGACACUGUGGACAUGCUGGCUGUCAACGUUGUUGGUAAGUUUGUGCUGAGGUACCCAACCAGCAUGGUUCCUGUGAUGGAGGAGUGGGUGGGAGAUGAUGACAUGUGGCUCAGGAGAACCGCCAUCCUGCACCAGCUCAAGGCUAAACACAACACCGACCAGGACAGGCUCUUCAGGAUGUGUCUGCAGUGCUGCCACGAGAAGGAGUUCUUCAUCCAGAAAGCCAUCGGCUGGGCUCUGCGGGAGCACCACAAACUUCACCCCCAGGACGUCAAAACGUUUGUACAGGACAACAAGGCCAGGCUGGCGAAGCUCAGUCAGCGCGAAGCACUCAAACAUGCAUAGUGAUUUACCUAUUUCGUAGGCUUUUUGGCUGCGGUAUAAUGAGCAGUGAAGGCUGCAAAAAGACCAUUACAUGGGGAUAGCCUGGUGUUUAGUAACCUGGAUACUAUCCUAUUUCUACCGGGGUUCCUUGCACUCGCUGCCCUAAAAAAAACUUUUAGGGCAGCGAGUGCAAGGAGCCCCAGUAGAAAUAGGAUAAUACCCAGGUUUGGUGUUUAGAGCAACCUCAAUGCCUACAUGUACCACUAGGCAGUACAGGUGUCUGAAUGAAAUGAAUGAAUACAAUCGUGUGUACAAAGACCAUAUGAUCCCAAAGUAGAUAGUUGUAUUAUUUAGACAUGCAAAAUCCAGGCAGUUAAUAUGCAUGUAAUUUGGUCCACAGAUUCACUCUUUUACUUAGUAUGCUGAUAAUGUUACACUCAUGGUGACAAUACUUUCCUUCAUUCCUUAAAAUUCCAUGUAUUGUUGUCAUGAUCCAAAUGCAUUCAAACAAUUUAACUAACUGCAAAACAACCAUACUGUAGAAACCAGUACACUAACAUUGCAUAUCCUACUUUUUAUGUCUGCAUUGUUUUCAAGCAAAACAUUUCAAACCUCAAUCUUGAUAAUCUUUACAGGAUCUCCAUUUCUGCAAGCUUAUAAGUGCAGGCAGUUGUUCUGGCCUGAUAGCUAUCAUCAUGUCUAGUGAAUACACACCCCUACCCCUAAACAUGCCACAUACAACAUGUACAUUGUACUCACAACUGUAGGUUCUCAAUUGGACCCAAGGUACUGUUUGCACAUAUAGAAUUCAAAAUUCUAUACUUUAACAUCUCUAUGAGGUCGGAUAAUUUGAUCCCUGGAUGUAACGGCAUUGCAUGUAAAGGCAAAAGUUAUGAAUCCGUAUUGCAUUGUUAGCAUAAUCAUAACAUAUCAUGAGCAAACACAA